Rana temporaria (common frog) is the source of this 2060-nucleotide messenger RNA. It is a transcript of the gene MRM3, whose product is annotated as mitochondrial rRNA methyltransferase 3. The record is from RefSeq and is a predicted model, not a curated record. The transcript is spliced from 4 exons. Lineage: Eukaryota; Metazoa; Chordata; Amphibia; Anura; Ranidae. Gene Ontology annotation, molecular function: RNA methyltransferase activity; RNA binding. Gene Ontology annotation, biological process: RNA processing. Bases 9 to 1958 code for a protein of 649 amino acids.
AGAGGGUGAUGAUGGCUGCGCUCAUGAGAAGCAUGCUGCGCUGUAGCCGGCUGAACUUAGUUCAGGUAUCCGGGAAUAUACAGGUGAGGCGGGAUGUGCGGGCCCUGAGGAGGAGUCCGGUAAGGGUCAUUCCCCCGGGCAGAGAGCCCAGGACUCAGAAGGAGCAGGACAGGGGAACCCCAACUCAGAAGGAGCAUAGUCAUCCACAGGACAGGGGGACCCCAACUCAGAAGGAGCAUAGUCAUCCACAGGACAGGGGGACCCCAACUCAGAAGGACCAGAGGCAUCCACAGGAGUGGGGAACCCCAAAUCAGAAGGACCAGAGGCAUCCACAGGACAGGGGGACCCCAAAUCAGAAGGACCAGAGGCAUCCACAGGACAGGGGGACCCCAACUCAGAAGUACCAGAGGCAUCCACAGGAGUGGGGGACCCCAAAUCAGAAGGACCAGAGGCAUCCACAGGAGUGGGGAACCCCAACGCAGAAGGACCAGAGGUAUCCACAGAGCAGGGGAACCCCAAAUCAGAAAGACCAGAGGUAUUCACAUGACAGGGGAACCCCAAAUCAGAAAGACCAGAGGCAUCCACAGGACAGGGGAACCCCAUAUCAGAAGGAACAGAGGCAUCCACAGGACAGGGGAACCCCAAAUCAGAAAGACCAGAGGUAUUCACACGACAGGGGAACCCCAAAUCAGAAAGACCAGAGGUAUCCACAGGACAGGGGGACCCCAUAUCAGAAAGACCAAAGGCAUCCACAGGAGAAGAGGGCCCUGGCACACAAGGACCAGAGGCAACCACAGGAGAGGAGGUCCCUGGCACAGAAGGACCAUGUAGAGGAGAAGGUGGCCCUGGCACAACAGGAGGACCAAAGGCCAGCACAUGAGUACCGCUAUCAGAAGGUCACUGAGGACAGGAGCCACAAGAAGGACAGCACAGAUGAUCAGGAUGUACCUGAGCAAGCCCUUCCAGUGGAGCUGAAAUACGAGAGAGCCCGCGCCGGAGAUAACCAGCUUGGCAAAGUCGUUUCAAUAGCGAAAUCCAAAUCUUUUCGGGAUCGUCAUGGACAGGUGUUACUGGAAGGCCAGAGGCUGCUGGUGGAUGCUAUGGAGGCUGGAGCCAUUCUACAUACAUUAUUCUUUAGCAGAGUUGAUCAGUUAAAAAUGUUGCCUUCUGAUAAACUCCAGAAAGCCAACCUUGUCAAAGUGAAAUUUCAAGACAUCGAUUUGUGGUCUGAUGUUGUUGCCCCCCAAGGAAUCAUGGGCAUUUUUAGAAAACCUGAUCACGUAAAGAUGAAAUUUCCUGAAACACAGCUGAAGAACACGUUACCGCUUUCACUCGUAUGUGACAAUAUCCGCGAUCCUGGAAACCUGGGUACUAUACUGAGAUCUGCAGCAGGGGCUGGCUGUAACAAAGUUUUGCUCACAAAAGGUUGUGUUGAUGCGUGGGAACCUAAAGUAAUCCGAGCAGGCAUGGGAGCUCACUUUCGCUUGCCAAUUAUAAACAACUUAGAGUGGGACACAGUUGGUAACUACCUCUCUGAAAAUACCAAAGUGUUUGUUGGUGAUAACUACUGGAAGACUGUUCCUCACGAGGCUGAGUUUACACCUGGGAAAGCCAUUGACUAUGGUUGGAUCUCCAAUGAUCCUAGAAGAAUCGGUUACAUUGAAGGAGAUGAUUAUUACUCCUCCGGUGAUGAGGGGGAUGAAGAAUUGCAAGAUAUUCCCAGAGUUCCUAUACAACAAUACCAUGAACAGUGGGCUAGGGGCCCAAGUGCACUUGUGAUUGGAGGGGAGACACAUGGUCUUAGUAUAGAGUCCCUGCUACUGGCUAAGAAUUCAAGAGGAAGGAGGCUGUAUAUUCCAGUUGUACCCGGCAUAGAAAGUUUAAACUCUGCUAUGGCAGUUAGUAUUCUUUUAUUUGAAGGAAGAAGACAACUACUGCAGCUAGAAAGUUCCUCCUAGCUUGCUUUUCAUUAAACAUAUCAAACAAUUAUUUAGCUCUUUCUCCACCAUAAAGAAAAACAUCAGUGGACUAGUACUUUCAUAUUAUUAAUAAAUAUAUAU